CGUGAUUAGAGGAACUCACGCAUGCGACGUCAGAUGGCUUACUUCCGGGUUCUCGGCAGCAGCACACUGUGCCUUCUUUUGAAAACCCCCAAGGCAUGAAAUAAAGGCAUACUAAGCUCCCAUUAUGUUGAAAUGUGAUAUUGCAACAGAGAUCCAGGCCCUGUUCAAUAAACGGUUCCAGUAUGUGAAGGAGACAGACUGGGUUCUUCCUGAUCUCUCCGAGGCCUUCAUAUGUGAACAUGAGGAGUUUAGUGCGCUUCAAGUCUUCAAAAGCUCCCUGAACCAAGUAAAGAACCUUCUCAGCGACAAAAAGUUGGAUGACUGGCAUCGACACACAUCGUUCACAAACAGGGCAGGCAAGAUAGUGUCAGAGGUGAGAAAAUGUGCUAAUGCUGAGCUCUGCACACAGGCUUGGUGUAAAUUCCAUGAGAUUGUGUGUUCAUAUCCUCUUCUACCUCUGGAAUCUCUAUGGAACAAGGAGUUAAACACCAUUCAUAUUUGUGAAGCCCCAGGAGCCUUUGUAUCCAGCCUCAACCAUUUCCUAAAAUCCCAAGAUAGGCAUUGUGAUUGGAACUGGGUAGCCAAUACUCUUAACCCUUACCAUGAAGCCAACGACGGGCUAGUUAUGAUUGCCGAUGAUCGCUUGAUUGCCAACACGUUGCCUUGGUGGUUUUUUGGUCCUGACAAUACCGGGGACAUCAUGAGUCUGAAACACCUGUUUGAGUUACAGCAUUUCACCAGCAAUAUGUCUACUGUCCAUCUUGUUACCGCAGACGGAAGUUUUGAUUGUCAAGGAAAUCCUGGGGAGCAGGAGUCUCUCGUGUCUCCUCUUCAUUACUGCGAAGUUGUCACCUGCCUGAUGCUGCUUGGCCAGGGAGGAUCUUUUGUCUUGAAAAUGUUCACCCUGUUUGAGCAUUCCUCUGUUAACCUUAUGUACUUCCUGAACUGUUGCUUCGAUCAAGUACACGUUAUCAAGCCAGGAACAAGCAAAGCAGGAAACUCCGAGGUCUAUAUCGUAUGCCUAGGUUACUUGGGAAAAGAUGCACUUGAGGGUCUUCUAUCUAAAAUGACUGAGAAUUUUGGAAAGCAGAUUGUCACAAAGUCUCUAUUCCCUCAAAAAUCCAUCCCAGCUUCCUUCCUCAGGUGCCACAAGGAAUGCUGUGAUGUGUUCUACAAGCAUCAGACAGAGACUAUUAUGGAAAAUCUCAAUCUGUUUUCAUGUAUGGGGGAGCAAGAAAAAUUCCGUCUGAAUGAAUUGCGGGAUUAUGCAGUUAAAUACUAUAUCAGAAAUUUCCAUGUUAAACGCAUUCCCCGGAAGCAGUGGCUUGUGAAGAAUCCACAGUUUGGGUGCAGUGUGAACAGUCGAUGGGUGGGAGUCCGGGCCUGUCGUUCAGAGUCUUUUAAUGAAAGGAAGCAGCUGGAAAUGCUGAGCUGGGCAGAGAAAGUGGCCAAUGGCUUCUUUAGUCCUUGGUUAAAAGAGCAUGUUCAGAAGAACCUUGGAGCUGAUUGCUUUCUGCAGUUACCAUACGAUGAGUUAAAAACCAAUGAAUGGUUCAUUGUGGAGGGGAAACAACUUGCUAGGAUCCACAGCUCACCUUUCUGUGAUAGUAGACUGAUAAAAUGUUUAAAUGAAACCAUUGAUGAAUGCUUUACGAUCAUCUCAAUGGGUCCCGAAGUGUUCCCAAGCUGUCCAAUGUGCAGCUGUGUGACAGAGGAGGCUGUUUGUUUGGAGUUACUAAGGAUGUCUAAGAGCAGAGAACACUUCAUAGUCUGUGGAGCUCAUUCUCUCUUUCAGUUUCUCAAUGCCAAAAACAUACCCUGUGAUUUCAUUGACUCCCCUCUAGAUUUCAGGAGUUUAUCUGUCCUCCAUGAUGGAGAUCCUGCCUAUCAGAAGGUGCUUCUUACUUGGAUAUUGCAGGGCUUGCAGCAGACGCGAGAUGGCGGCUCCUUGGUUCUUCCUAUCCUUUCUUCCUUCACUCGUUUUACGGCCAGUAUAGUCUACAUCCUGUAUCACUGCUUUGAGUUGAUUACAUUCACCUGUCCAACUAGCAGCCUCGCUGUGGGAACAGAUGCCAUACUGAUUUGCUCUGGGUUCAAUGCUUCACCAGCCCCUACUGUGGAUUAUUUGUUCCAAUUAAUGGAAAGGACAGAGGAGUUAAGGGGCUCUGGAGUCAGCCAGCAGGUGUUGGAGUUCAUACCCAUGGAGGCUCUACUACAGGGGCCCUUGCUGGCAUUUUUAUGGACCCUCAAUACUGCCAUUCUUGAAUACAGACUGCAUGUAUUUGGGCAGCUAGAAUGUGAAAAGGCUUGUAAAAAGCAGUCAAAUGAUAUUCCCCAAAAUGGAGGCCAAACGUAAGCCUUCCAUCAGUACGUGACCAUUAACAGAUUAGUUUUGUGUAUGUUUGCACCUUCGUAUCAGGCAAACACGUGUGUGUGUGUGUGUGUGUGUGCAUUUUUUUUUUUUUUUGUCAGUACCUGCCGAUAUGGCUUUUCAUGGUUUCCUAAGCCUGUUCUUUCAGCAAUGUACCCAUUAAGCUGUGGUUUUUCCUUUCAUUUCCCUCCAGGCAUUGUUCUUUUCUUAUUCCGCUAUGCUUUAUGUAAAGCCCCAAUCAUGCCGGUCUUGUCAUUGUGUAAUAAAUGAUGUCCAAGUUCCGGGGUAAUCGCUGUUAAGAUUAUACCACAUUGGUUCAUGUGUUAUUGUUUUGUUUUACUGCAACAUACACAUUAAACUAUCAUACUUUUUUUUUA
Messenger RNA from Pelobates fuscus (common spadefoot toad), 2748 nucleotides. It is a transcript of the gene CMTR2, whose product is annotated as cap methyltransferase 2. Gene Ontology annotation, molecular function: methyltransferase cap1 activity. Lineage: Eukaryota; Metazoa; Chordata; Amphibia; Anura; Pelobatidae. The transcript is spliced from 2 exons. Gene Ontology annotation, cellular component: cytoplasm; nucleus. Gene Ontology annotation, biological process: 7-methylguanosine mRNA capping. The coding region runs from base 125 to 2356 and encodes 743 amino acids. The record is from RefSeq and is a predicted model, not a curated record.